AUUUCCUUCCCCCACUCACUUUCUCAAAAAAUCACCUUAGCCUCCAUGUUUUGACAUUCCCCAAAUGCCCUUCACAUGCCAUCAAAUUUCCAUACUUUUACCCUUUGCUUGUAACAUUAAAAGAACACACUUUUCUGUAUACACAAAAACUUCAACUCCUUUUAGUUCCUCAAAUCUUGGGGGUAGUAAACGAAAGUGAACCCGUAAUGGUGCAUCCCGUGGCUUUCCAGAACGAUGAAGAGCUUUCAUUGUUGUCUAUUAACAACAAUGGUGACCAGUCAUGGAGGUUAAACUUUGAUGGGUAUCAGUUAUCGACAGAGCAUAAAGAGAAAAAGCAGCCUAGUAGCCUCCAUGACUGUCUUGGGGUUUUACGUCCGGAAGAUGAUGUAGCUGAAUACUAUCAGCAGCAGGUGGAGAUGCUUGAAGGGUUUAAUGAAAUGGAUGCAUUAGCAGAACGAGGCUUUAUUCCUGGAAUGUCAAAGGAAGAGCAGGAAAAUUUGGCCAGAAGCGAGACUUUUGCUAUUCGAAUAUCGAAUAUUGCCAAUAUGGUUCUCUUUGCUGCUAAGGUGUACGCGUCUGUUAGAAGUGGUUCAUUGGCCAUUAUAGCAUCCACAUUAGACUCUUUGCUUGAUCUUUUAUCUGGCUUUAUCCUUUGGUUUACUGCGUUCACUAUGCAAACACCCAAUCCUUAUCAGUAUCCUAUUGGAAAGAAGCGCAUGCAGCCAUUGGGAAUUCUUGUUUUUGCCUCAGUUAUGGCCACUCUGGGACUGCAGAUAAUCCUGGAAUCAUUACGUGCAUUAUUAUCUGAUGAGAGUGAAUUUGAGUUGACCAAAGAGCAAGAGCGUUGGGUUGUGGGCAUUAUGCUUUCGGUGACUUUGGUUAAACUUCUUUUAAUGGUUUACUGCCGCUCUUUUACUAAUGAGAUUGUUAAAGCUUAUGCCCAGGAUCAUUUCUUCGAUGUUAUUACGAAUAUAAUUGGGCUUAUUGCCGCACUUCUUGCUAACUAUAUGGAGGAUUGGAUGGAUCCAGUUGGGGCAAUAAUUCUGGCCUUGUACACCAUUCGCACCUGGUCAAUGACGGUAUUGGAAAAUGUGAACUCCCUUGUUGGGAAAUCAGCUACUCCAGAUUAUUUGAAGAAACUCACAUACCUUUGCUGGAACCAUCACAAGGCUGUUAGACACAUUGAUACAGUCCGUGCUUACACCUUUGGGUCUCACUACUUUGUUGAAGUGGACAUUGUCCUGCCUGCUAGCAUGCCCUUGCAAGAGGCUCAUGAUAUUGGCGAAUCCUUACAGGAGAAGCUAGAGCUGCUGCCAGAGAUUGAGCGCGCCUUUGUUCAUCUUGAUUACGAGUACACGCACAAGCCUGAGCAUGCACAGUCACACCCAUAGCAAGGAGCAGUUCUCUACUAUGUCCAUUUGGUUUUCUUCCAUCAAAAUCUGCCUUGUAUCGCGUCGGCAAAGCUUAGGGCGGACAGAGGGUAAGUGCUUGCUUGCAAAUAUCAUGUCUAGAUGAUUAUUUAUUGUAAAUUCUGGUAAUGGGCAAGUUUCACAUUUGGAUUGGUGGCAUACUUGUAGUAGGAAAGAUGAUUUAAGAAAAAAACAUAGUAGAUUAAAUCUGCCACUGUCUCAAGGAGUCCAUUAGUAAUUAGUACAGCUUCUUGGGUGUUUUUCUUCUGAUGCUGUGCUGAUCUCUAACAGUAUGUAUGCUUUGUUGUGAAAGUAUUGAUAAAGGAAUACAGAUUGAUGGCUAUCUAUUUAUCUCA
This is a messenger RNA of Ricinus communis (castor bean), 1765 nucleotides long. RefSeq names its product metal tolerance protein 11. The record is from RefSeq and is a predicted model, not a curated record. NCBI's taxonomy places the organism in Eukaryota, Viridiplantae, Streptophyta, Magnoliopsida, Malpighiales, Euphorbiaceae. The transcript has 6 exons. Gene Ontology annotation, cellular component: membrane. Bases 207 to 1391 code for a protein of 394 amino acids. Gene Ontology annotation, molecular function: manganese:proton antiporter activity. Gene Ontology annotation, biological process: transmembrane transport; monoatomic cation transport.